Poeciliopsis prolifica (blackstripe livebearer) is the source of this 1038-nucleotide messenger RNA. Its product is annotated as RING finger domain-containing protein. The record is from RefSeq and is a predicted model, not a curated record. The transcript has 3 exons. The coding region runs from base 364 to 1038 and encodes 224 amino acids. Lineage: Eukaryota; Metazoa; Chordata; Actinopteri; Cyprinodontiformes; Poeciliidae. Gene Ontology annotation, biological process: protein ubiquitination. Gene Ontology annotation, molecular function: ubiquitin protein ligase activity.
AUAAACAACACAGAGUUGCCUUGCCGUCACCAAGGGUUUAAUUACUGGCAAGGCAACCAAAGAGACACCUCAUGAGGGACCAGGCUCAGACGGAGAAGAGGAGAGAAACCAGGUGAGGCGGAACAAAAAACACGGGCUCAGGCUCGCAGCUUUGGAAUAUCAAAGCUUUGGCUUGAAGACGCAGAGGCGAUCUGUCUCAGCAUGAUAACAUUUAUGGAUGUGUGUGAGAGGGAAAGUACCGAUCCCAGGAGGAGGAACUAAAGAGAGCUCUGAUCAAAAGGCUCUGCUGCAGAUUUUCCCAGCUUUUGGAGAAGAUUCAUCCGAAUCUUUCCUCAGAGUUCAGAGUUCAUCCGUCCUCCAGGCAUGCCGGAGGAUGUUGUUCCAGGGUCCCAGCAGGGGGAACCAGUUAGUGCAGCUCCUUGCUCCAGCACCAGCCCCGGGGAGGCUGUGGAUUUAGAGUGUCCCAUUUGCUACCAAGAGUACAACCAGUACAACAAAAGCCCCCGGAUGUUGGAGUGCCUCCAUGUCUUCUGCACAGAGUGCCUGCAGAGGAUCCAGCUCAACCCCUGUGACCCCGCUGACCGCCGCGGCGGCCCACAAGCCAUUCCCUGUCCCCUCUGCCGCCAUUUAACCCCUCUGCGCACUGGGAACGCCCUCGCUUUACCCUGCAACUCCCAAAUCAUGUCCAGGCUCCCCCGUGUGACGGCCUUCCGGAUGCCGGCGACGGUUUCCACACGCGUGGCGACGGUCACCCAGAGAGUGGUGCUCUCUCUGGAGGGCCCCAACAGCAGCAGCGGAGGCGGCAGAGACAGCCGCUUCAUCAUCCUGCCCACCGUCAGCCUGCAGGUGCAGCAGAUGCACCCGGACAGGCUGUACGGCGCGGCCACGGACAUGGUGGGCGAGGAGGGGGUCAGACAGCAGAGCAGGAGGACGCUGCUGUGCGUGCAGCUGCUGGCCGUCAUAUUCUGGGUGCUCUUUGUGAUCACCUGCGUGGUCGGUGUGGUUUUUGGACCACACUUGUUCAACAGAAAAUUCUGA